AUGUCUGAACUACCUGUGAGAAAAUGGUACCACUGGUACUCACCAACCGACACGCCCGAGGAAAAGAAGCUUAUCUUGAAGCUUGAUCUUCUACUUGUCCCUUAUGCAUUUGUUCUUUACUGGGUCAAAUAUGUCGACCAAACCAACAUCAAUAAUGCCUACGUCUCAGGAAUGGCACAAGACCUUGGUUUUCACGGCAACGAAUUAGUCCAGUUCCAGACGAUCUUCGUCGUUGGAAACGUCGUCGGUCUUUUACCCUUCAUCUAUCUCUUCCCUCGAUGGGGCAUCUUUACCCUCCUUCAGUACCGCGCCACGAGCUAUGCAGAGAUAAUGGCCUAUCGCUUCUUGGUCUCCAUCUUUGAAGCAUCAUACUUCCCUGGCGUCCAUUUCGUGCUCGGCAGCUGGUACAGAUCAGAUGAGAUUGGCAGAAGAGGCGGGUUGUUUUACAUCGGCCUUACUCUUGGGACUAUGACCGCUGGUCUUCUCCAAGGUGCUGCGACGCAGUACCUCGACGGGCAUAAUGGCCUUGCAGGCUGGAGAUGGAACUUCAUCAUCAACGCAAUCAUCACAUUGCCUCUAGCUUUUGUGGGUUACUUCCUCUGGCCCGGAACACCUGGUAAGCCGAAUCGCUUGGUCAUGAAGAAGUCUGAGAUCGCCCUCGCAAAAGAACGUCUCGAACGCAAUGGGUCAAAUGUCAGAAGUACACCUUUUUCAUGGACCUUACUCCACCGCAUCUUCACGAGUUGGCAGUUCUACAUCCUCGUGUUCUGGGAUAUUUUAUUCUUCAACACUAGCGCCAACACAGCUGCGUUCCUCCUCUGGAUCAAGAGCUUAGAUCGCUACAACACUACCAAAGUAAACCAACUAGGAUCAAUCAGUCCUGCUCUGGGAAUCUUCUUCGUUCUCUUCAUCAACUUCAGCGCCGACUUAUGGAUCGGAAGACCUGCUGCUAUCACACUUGCAUCGGUGAUCAACUUCACUGGCCUUGUCAUCCUAGCAAUAUGGAACGUCCCCGAGGCAGCAAAGUGGUAUGCUUACAGCGUCGGCUACUCCGCCGUCGCAGUGUCAUCUGUCCUUUAUGGCUGGGCGAAUACCAUUCUUCGACAUAACAACGAGGAGCGAGCUUUGACGCUUAUUCUGAUGACGGCUAUCGCGACUUCGACUCAAGCUUGGAUACCACUUCUUGUGUACCCUACUGUCGAAGCACCUCGUUUCCCAAAGGGUUAUGUGUACUCAGCGGUCAUGGUUGUUCUUCUCGUGGCGAUGACUCAGGUCAUUCGUAUUGUUUAUGGUAGUCAUGGGGAAAAGGUACGCGCCCGACGGGGUAGUCUGAGUGAAACAAGCGAGGAGGGUGAUAUUCAAGCACCUCAUGGACUUAGCAUUGGCAAGGAUGCUGGGAAGCAUAUUCAACCCUCCACGGUGGCAGUGUAG
Molecule: messenger RNA, 1431 nt
Organism: Fusarium musae
Lineage: Eukaryota; Fungi; Ascomycota; Sordariomycetes; Hypocreales; Nectriaceae
Exons: 4
Coding region: 1-1431 (476 amino acids)
Biological process (GO): transmembrane transport
Cellular component (GO): membrane
Molecular function (GO): transmembrane transporter activity
Source: RefSeq, a predicted model, not a curated record